This is a messenger RNA of Megalops cyprinoides (Indo-Pacific tarpon), 3204 nucleotides long. It is a transcript of the gene tat, whose product is annotated as tyrosine aminotransferase. Gene Ontology annotation, molecular function: pyridoxal phosphate binding; L-tyrosine:2-oxoglutarate transaminase activity. The record is from RefSeq and is a predicted model, not a curated record. Bases 113 to 1477 code for a protein of 454 amino acids. NCBI's taxonomy places the organism in Eukaryota, Metazoa, Chordata, Actinopteri, Elopiformes, Megalopidae. Gene Ontology annotation, biological process: aromatic amino acid metabolic process; biosynthetic process. The transcript has 12 exons.
AGACUGUUAAAGAGAUUCUAAUCAUUUUUGUGCAUUCAGAUAUACAACUCCUCUUUUUGAGCUGGGACACAGCUGAGAUUUUACAAGCUCAUUCUUUAGCUGCGUUUGUAGCAUGGAGAGCAAGUCGUAUAUGAUCCAUACUAAUGGGAAUGGAGUUCAAAGCAACGGUGUCCGUCACGUCAAUAAGAAGGGCAGCGUUAAUAAGGCCGAAAUGAGGACUCGGAAGCCACGAUGGAACAUCCGGGCCUCGGAAAUGUCCAAGAACACCCUGAACCCCAUCCGCGCCAUCGUGGACGGCAUGAAGCUGACGCCCAAUCCAGACAAGGCGAUGAUCGCCCUGUCCAUUGGAGACCCCACUGUUUUCGGGAACUUGCCCACAGAUGAGAGAAUUCUGCAAGCAAUGAAGGAUGCCAUUGACUCACACCGGUACAAUGGCUACGCACCCUCAGUAGGUUAUCUGCAGAGCAGAGAAGCGGUGGCAAACUUCUACAGCUGUCCUGAAGCUCCACUGGAAGGCAAGGAUGUGAUCCUGACCAGUGGCUGUAGCCAGGCCAUUGAGUUGUGCAUCAGUGUGCUCUGUAACCCAGGAGACAACAUCUUGGUGCCCUGCCCCGGGUUCUCUCUCUACAAGACACUCGCUGUGUCCCUGGGAAUCCAGGUCAAACUGUACAACCUGCAGCCAGAGAAGUCCUGGGAGAUUGACCUGGAGCACCUGGAGUCUCUGAUUGACGAGAAAACGGCGUGUUUAAUCGUCAACAACCCCUCCAACCCCUGCGGCUCUGUCUACAGCAAGGAGCACCUGCAAGACAUCCUCGCAGUUGCAUCCAAACACUGCACCCCCAUCCUGGCUGACGAGAUCUAUGGAGACAUGGUGUUUCCAGGCUACAGCUGCCACUAUAUGGCACCCCUCAGCAGUGAUGUGCCAAUCCUGUCAUGUGGCGGACUGGCCAAGCGCUGGCUGGUCCCAGGCUGGAGGAUGGGCUGGAUCCUCAUCCAUGAUCGGAACCAGGCAUUUGGGUCAGAGAUCCGGGAGGGUCUAGUGAAGCUGAGCCAGCGCAUUCUAGGUCCUUGCACCAUUGUCCAGGGGGCGCUAGAGACCAUUCUGAACAGCACGCCCAAGGAGUUCCUUGAUAGCACCGUAAACUUCCUGAAGUCUAACUCGGAGCUUUGUUUCUCUGCAUUGUCCUCUAUUCCUGGUCUGACUCCAGUGAGGCCCUCUGGAGCCAUGUACCUGAUGGUGGGGAUUGAGAUGGAGCACUUUCCUGAGUUCCGUAAUGAUGUGGAAUUCACUGAGCGCCUAGUGACAGAGCAGUCUGUCUUCUGCCUCCCUGCCACGGCCUUCGAGUACCCCAACUUUUUCCGGAUUGUGGUGACUGUACCGGAGGACAUGAUGGUGGAGGCCUGCAGCCGGAUCCGAGAGUUCUGCGAGACUCACUACACACCGGACACCCAAGACACCAGUGAUCCGGACCAGUGAUGGGGAGAGAAAGCAAAGCGGGAGGGAGGGAGAGAGAUGUGGUGGAGGAGGACAAAAGAUGGGAGGGGAAGGGGAGAACUUCGUAGCUUUGCCCUAUAGUGACAAAGGUAGGAUAGACUGUGGGAGGUAGAGGUUCCUCUUCAUUAUCCAAACAUUCUCGCCUGAAUAAUUUCUAAGAAUAAGAGUAAAACUGGAGACAAGAAACAAUCAAGUAUGUAAUUUGUAAAGUAUUUUGGAUCCUAAGAUCCUAAGGAGAAUGAGGACUCCUAAUGGACUGGAGGAACUUUCAGACAGCUCAGCAGCUUCCUUCUGACUGCAACAAGUUUGCAGAUUUUACAAGGAUGAAAUUAUGUGUGUGAUGUCAAUGCAUGAAUGAAUAGUGAGGGGCUCUGUCUAGGGGGAUGGUAAUGUUCUCACGAUGCUGUUCCUCACAGCUGAUUGGGAGGAAUUUACAACUUUUCUUGCGGAAGAUUAAUGGUAAAAAAUGGUAUUCUAUAUGCAUCUGUAUCUGGAGUGCAACAUCAGCUUGCAGUUGCAUGGCAAUCACAGAUUUGGUUGUAGCAGUCUUAGGCAUGCUUUUAUUUAUCCGAGAGUUUGUUCUAAUUAUUCCUUACUCACAGUGCCUUCAUGAACACACAUCUAGGUGCAACUUGGCUUGUUACAAAACUAAAGCCCAUUCUCAAGAGUUACUUUGUGGCGGUUUAUGAAUACGGGUCCUGAUCUAUUUAUAUUUUUAUAACUUUUACAAAAAACUAAAUAAAUUCUGCCUGUAUUUAUAUGCUUUUGCUGUAUCAUGUCUAUCCUUAGUUACCGUGGUAACAUUCCUAAUUUCACUUAAGCCCCAUUUGGCCUAUAAAGCCAGGGUCUAAAGUUCUGUCCUUCCUGUGCAUAUGUGCUCCAUGAAUGGGCUUAAGGCCAAGACUUAUCCAGGCAGCGCAAAUCCCACCAACACUGAUUCCCCUUUUCUGCUUGCAUGCCCACGAAAUGAAAUUCAGAAAAAGUCUCCACUAUCAAUCAACCGUUUCAUUUUUGGCCCUGUAACCUGUAACUUUUGGCCCUGUACUAUAUCUCUGGGCUUAAGACCACAGGCAGCAUACAGCGGAAUACUUCUGCACCAACUUGCAUCUAUGGCAACUAUGGCAACAGAACCUGAAUCACCGAGAUGCAGUGACUGUGUUUCAGCAAAAGUGUGAGGGCAUAGAAGCUCUUCCGAGUCUUCCGUGUUAACAUUGCUCUCUUUAGUCUGUUUCUGGCUUUCAGGCUUCAGCCAGGAGUGUAAUGUAAGCAGUAGCUCCCCAUAGGUCCUUGGUCCUAUAAUGAAGAUUCAUACUCUGCCAAACAUGGAAGCAACUGUUUCCAUUUGCAUUAAAACUGCCCAGACAUGUCUUGGCAUGCAAGUAGAAAAGGAACGAGAGGCCCCAGAUACAGACACUUGUCUGUUCCGGAUGAUCACCCUGCCUGUAGACAUGCCCUUUGCAAAUACACUCUUUUAUGUAUUUAAAUUAUCAGUAGAGACUUUUAAAAAUGUUGGAAGGUGGACUUCACUUUCAAAAUAAUGCAAUGUAUUCCGUAUAUCCCAUUCAUUCAUUAUACCUGACCAUAUGCUCAGUCAUUUUGGCUUUUCCAAACUGAUAUUAAAACCACAAUUUAUCAUUUGUGUCAUACCAAAUGUUGUUAUUGUUUAUUUUAUUGUAAUGUUGAAAUAAACAUCCAAACAAGUUGGAAAA